UGGACUUUGCCUGUGCUGGGCAGAGAGACACUUCAACAUAAGCCUGGUAUAGUGUGUCAGUGUUGUUCAGCUUGCAGCAGAAAGAUGAGCUCCACAAAGAUAUGUUCAGCUUUCGAUAUUGUGAUGCUGUUGUGUGUAACCAGUUUGGUUGUAGCUGGGCCGGAGGAAUUGAUCCCCAGUGAGACACCAGCCAGACAACAGGGUGUCAGUGUACUUUUUUACGUCGCCCACCAGGGCCAGCUAAGAGACAUCCAGUUCAACCCAAUCAUCUUCAACCAUGUUUUGGUGAACAAGGGCUCUGGCUACAAAAAUGACACGGGUAUUUUCACUGUGCCAGUUGGUGGUAUCUACCAGUUUGUGUUUACUGCUCAGCUCUGCAGAGGAGAACACAACAACCACUGGUACUUCAAAGUCAACGGGCAAGAAAAGAUGUUGUGCCACGCUCAGAUAUCUCGUGGUGACACUACCCUCAACACCUGUUACUUAAUGGAGGAGCUGAAAAAAGGUGACAAGGUGUGGGUAAUGCAGGGCAUGGGGGGUUGUGCCUGGGCCAGCUCCACCUCCAGAACCAUCACCUUCUCUGGCUUAUUGUUGGCAAGUAAUGGUGCGUCCAAUCUGGGAGGGGAGUACAUCCCUAGCACCUCCCUUCCACUGCCCACCAACGAGACAACGCCCAGCUCUGCAGGCUCGAGUGCUACUUUGUCCAGCAUGACUGUUGCCCUGCUGCUCUGGUUUCCACUUCUAGAUUAAUCACGGCAAAGUGAAAGAUACCUACAGCAUAAUCUAUAUGUAUAAUCUUAAUUUCAUUCUGUAUUUUUAAGGAUUCUAAUGUGACCUCUCUAAAAGAGUUAGGGUUUUAUAAACCAUCAAAACCACAGACCUGACAGCUUUUCUAAAUUUUUAGAUUAUUUUUCCAAUUGAGAAGGUCUCAAGGUGUACCUGUCCUGGAUGUCCCCACUCAAAAGUGUGAUAAAACCUACACCCUACUUUGUAAACAGCAUGUUAAGGCUCAUCUGCUUUGGAGUUUGAUGUAUUUGACGAAAACAUGCUUUAUUCUUGAAGAAGACAGUUUGGUCUUGACGUAAUUAGUAAUUUCCUUACAUGGACCUUUCAACUUUCAGGAAAUGUUGAGGGCAUUUGGGGUACUAGAAUGCAGAGGAAUUGCCAACAAAAGCCCCUUGUCUUUAAAUUUGUCAUAGCUAAUGUGUUAAAGUAAAAAGGUAAAAAGCCUUGUAGAAAACCCAAAUUGUAGUCACAGGAAUGAGCUAAAAUAGGUAAGAGAGUUUAUAAUUUCAUGUGUGCCCAUGUUUUUGAAAUCUUGGGUUAAAUAAAAUGUAAUUUGUUUUUCACAA
Messenger RNA from Scomber japonicus (chub mackerel), 1352 nucleotides. RefSeq lists its product as uncharacterized. The transcript is spliced from 5 exons. NCBI's taxonomy places the organism in Eukaryota, Metazoa, Chordata, Actinopteri, Scombriformes, Scombridae. The coding region runs from base 85 to 750 and encodes 221 amino acids. Gene Ontology annotation, molecular function: protein binding. The record is from RefSeq and is a predicted model, not a curated record.